CGUGCGCGCUCACCCACGGCUUGCGCCUGCGCAGAAGGACGGGGAAACCGUGCCUCUUGCGGUCCUGGCGCUUGCGCGCAGCGGGCUCCGGGGCCUCCCGGCCUGAGGGAGAGGAACAGGGAAGAUGGCGGCUGUGGUGGAGAAUGUAGUCAAGCUCCUUGGAGAGCAGUACUACAAAGAUGCCAUGGAGCAGUGCCACAAUUACAACGCCCGCCUCUGUGCUGAGCGCAGCGUGCGCCUACCAUUCUUGGACUCACAGACUGGAGUAGCCCAGAGCAACUGUUACAUCUGGAUGGAAAAGCGACACCGGGGUCCAGGAUUGGCCUCUGGACAGCUGUACUCCUACCCUGCCCGGCGCUGGCGGAAAAAGCGGCGAGCCCACCCACCUGAGGAUCCCCGGCUUUCCUUCCCAUCUAUUAAACCAGACACAGACCAGACCUUGAAGAAGGAGGGACUCAUCUCUCAGGAUGGCAGCAGUUUAGAGGCACUAUUGCGCACUGACCCUCUGGAGAAGCGAGGCGCUCCAGAUCCCCGAGUUGAUGAUGACAGCCUGGGCGAGUUCCCUGUGACCAACAGUCGAGCACGGAAGCGGAUCCUAGAACCAGAUGACUUCCUGGAUGACCUUGAUGAUGAGGACUAUGAAGAAGAUACUCCCAAGCGUCGGGGCAAGGGGAAGUCCAAGGGUAAGGGUGUGGGCAGUGCCCGGAAGAAGCUAGAUGCUUCCAUCCUGGAGGACCGGGACAAGCCCUAUGCCUGUGAUAAUAGUUUCAAACAAAAGCAUACCUCGAAAGCGCCCCAGAGAGUUUGUGGAAAACGUUACAAGAAUCGACCUGGCCUCAGUUACCACUAUGCCCACUCUCACCUGGCUGAGGAGGAGGGUGAAGACAAGGAAGACUCCCAACCACCCACCCCUGUUUCCCAGCGAUCUGAGGAGCAGAAAUCCAAGAAAGGUCCUGAUGGAUUGGCCUUGCCCAACAACUACUGUGACUUCUGCCUAGGGGACUCAAAGAUCAAUAAGAAGACAGGACAACCUGAGGAGCUGGUGUCCUGUUCUGACUGUGGCCGCUCAGGGCAUCCAUCUUGCCUCCAGUUCACUCCUGUGAUGAUGGCUGCUGUGAAGACCUACCGCUGGCAGUGCAUCGAGUGCAAGUGCUGCAACCUCUGCGGCACCUCCGAGAAUGACGACCAGCUGCUCUUCUGUGAUGACUGUGACCGUGGCUACCACAUGUACUGUCUCACCCCAUCUAUGUCUGAGCCUCCUGAAGGAAGUUGGAGCUGCCAUCUGUGUCUGGACCUAUUGAAGGAGAAAGCUUCCAUCUACCAGAACCAGAAUUCCUCCUGAUGUGCCACCCCCAGCUCCCCCACAUAUCUAAGGCUGUUUCUCUCCUCCACCUUGUUUUUUCAUACCUUUCCUUUCCUCCUCUCUUUCACAAGUCCAGAACCUUGGGGUGGUCAUGCCAACCUGUCUUUGGCAACAACAAGCAGAGGUGGCAGCUUGACCACCUCUGGCCCCAGGCCCUCAGGGAGAAAGGAGCAGCACGCUGCCCCAAGGUGUACCCGUGGGCCCAGCUUCUCUCUGCUCUCCAUGAAGUGCAUUCACUCUGCUUGCCUUGGGCCCAAGCCUUGGUGAUCACAGGGUUCAAACCGUAUCCUCUGAGAAAGAGUGGGAGAGCAGCUCACUUCUCUUGGCCCAGCUUCUGCUCUGGUCUCCAGAGUUUCCUCCCCAGAGAUGAGCCAGGCCGGGCCUGCUUGAUGGGAGCAGCUGAGAGUCAGCAAGCUGAAGCUACGCACCAGGAAUCUUCCAUGCCCUUUGUGCUGCUUAGCUUUGCCUCCUCUCUCCAGGGUGGCCCUGCUACAAGGGGUCUUUUGCCUGAGCCAGGAUGCUCUUGGUCACCUUCCUGGCUUUGCUCUAUCCUGCCUCACCCCAUCCAGGGGAGUAGCAGCUUCACCUGUCCUUCCUGUGCUUGCCUGGCUCACUUACCAGUGGUCUCUGGAGACCCAAGCAUUCCCCACCCUCAGAACCUCCUGUCUUCUGCCUCCCUCUUUGUUCCCUUUGCUUUUGUGGGGAGAAGGGACACAUCAGGGGGCCAGACCAGCAGUUUGGGGGCCACAAGGAGACGUUGGAUAAUGUGCCUGUUUUUUAACUCGACAAAAAAGCCUACCUCCAAAAUCCCCUUUUUGUUCUUCCUGGACCUGGGCAUUCAGCUUCCUGCCCUUUACUGAAUUGGGAGCUUCUGCCUCCUGCCUGUGUAUCCUGACUCCUAGGUCACAGGAAUGCAUAGAUGUCCCCUUCUUCCCUUGCACGCUCGCUAGCAGCUGGUAAGGUCUUCAUGCCCUGAUUCCUUGGUUUUCUGCUUAGUGGCGCUGACGCUGACAUUAAGUAGAAGGGGGAUGGUCCAUGCCAGGACACCCUGGAAUGACCUUCCUUUGCUUGUGGGCAGGCCCUAACUCACUGUCGCUUUGGAGUUGUGUCUCUUCUCCCCUCCCCCUUUCUUUAGUUCCUGUAUUCUAAACAUUAGUAAAAAUAAACAUUUUUACACAGA
Messenger RNA from Ictidomys tridecemlineatus (thirteen-lined ground squirrel), 2543 nucleotides. It is a transcript of the gene Dpf2, whose product is annotated as double PHD fingers 2. Gene Ontology annotation, cellular component: nBAF complex. NCBI's taxonomy places the organism in Eukaryota, Metazoa, Chordata, Mammalia, Rodentia, Sciuridae. The record is from RefSeq and is a predicted model, not a curated record. Gene Ontology annotation, biological process: nervous system development.